AUGGAGUAUCUCUCUCCUUCGGACAAUCCAAACAACCGCGAUAGUAUACCAUCUGAGGUAUUGCAACAAGCUCAUGACACGAAUGCUGCGCCAGAUACUCAAGGUGAUAGCGCUUGGGUAUCAAGGGGGGAAGAAAGUGAUAAUACUGGAACCGAAAGCGGCCAGCGCUCCCGUAAGAAACAAAGGAUCGAGACAAAUGAAUAUGGAGCGAUAAUUGAUACAUUACGGCAGGAAAUUGCCGAAGUGAAAGAAAGGUUGAGUUCGACGAGCAAUCAUUCCAAAAAUGCAGCUUACGAGCUGGGAAAAAAAUGCAUUGAGGCGAAACAAAUUGCAUCUACGUUGAAGAGAAAAUUGGCGGAACAUUCGCAUUGGUUACAGCGAGUUAGUAGUUUGAUGGAAACAGCACCACUUCUUGACUAUGCAUUAGGCACGAGUGGUGAACAAUCGGAGCAGGCGCAGAAAGAUUAUAAUUCGCAACAAAGUCUCGAGGUCCUCGGCAAGUGGAUAAAAGAUUCCAAGAAUAAGCCACAGCCUCGCUUCCUCUUAGAUGAACGUUUGCAUGCUGCACUUAUCGUUGCCCAAGACAAUGCAUCGCGACUUUUGCGUGAUGCAGCCAGAAAUUUGCAAUCCUUUCAGUUAUCAUUGGAAUUUGAGUCACACGGAUGGAAAAUUGCAACGGGAGUUCUCAUGACCGACAACAUAAGCUUUAGUUGCCAUCGCGUGCUUUCUACGGGCGUAAAUAACAAGACAAAAGAUGUUGCUAUGGCAUUCUGGAACUUUAUUGAGCACGAUGAAAUCUUCCGAACAUUUGUGCCGAUUGUGCAAGACUCGAUCAUCACCCAUCAGGAGACAGAUUGCUCGCUAUCAUGUCGAGUAUUACAAUUUUCACCCGAGAUGAAUCAGCAAGCAGUAGCAACUGUCGAGUCCAUCAGCUCGACCUGCGACAAAGACGGACAAGAGAACUCAUGGCAGAUUUCCAUGGAAGCAGUGCAUGAUCACUAUCUAUGCACUUUCGUAGCAGACGCAGUCGAUGAUUUGGUUAUACCGAAGACCGCCCCAUCUGUCAAACUUGAUCUCGGACUUCAAAUGAGCAAACUUAACAUGCAUAACAAGUUUAUCAUGGGUGUACGGGUAACUACAACAGAAGAGGGUGUUGACAUCUUGGUAGUCGGUGCGGCGCGGUUUGACCUUCCAUGCUAUCGAGACCCGGCAUUUGACUUGCUGCAGCACUUCGUAUCACAUCUGCCUGUGUACGAGGAUCUUCAUUUAACACCGCUCAACAGUAAUCAAGCAUCUGACGUACUGCCGUAA
This is a messenger RNA of Peronospora belbahrii, 1311 nucleotides long. The record is from the annotation of a GenBank genome assembly. Lineage: Eukaryota; Oomycota; Peronosporomycetes; Peronosporales; Peronosporaceae.